UAUAAAAGCCAAAAUCGCAACAGUUUGUAUAUCAUCAUGUGGAGAACUCUACUGCUGCUUAUCGUAAUCGCAACCAGUUCCUGGGCCACGGACUACGAACUUUUGCUCGAGGACCCAGAUAUCUUCGCUCCGUGCACAGAAGGGCCUCCAGGGUCGAUUGGAUUCAAUGAAGCAUUUAACGCAGAUAAUCUGGAAAUCAAUCAGGACGCCGAUAUCAUUCAUGUAUCCGAAAAUAUCACCGCCACCUGGGAUGUAGAGUCCACCGAUCGCAUUUCCGGCAGGUUUUCGGUGAUGCACUACAAUCGCGGCAGCUGGGAGCCGACCCUGUUUACCAUGGCCACUCCUGACUUUUGUGCCGCAAUGUUCGAUGAGAAUCUGUCAUGGUACAAAUACUGGACCCAGUACAUUUCAAACCCCGAGGAGAUUAAGGAGAAGUGCUUCAACACGCGUGGUACCGUGCUGAUGCACAAGCCAUUUGAUCUGCAGCUGCGCCUUACGGAUAUUCGAGGCACCUCGCUGAAGGGUCGUUACAAGAUCGUGUGCACCUUUGAAGCCUUCGACGAGAACGAUGUGCCGCGCAAGAACACCAUAUGCUUCGAAAUCAGGGGAGAGGCCGAGAAGUUAAAGUGAUGCGGAGCUUAAGGUCCUACAAACAAGCCAUGACUUAUGUUUGUAUAUUGUAAAGAGAAACUUAGUGUGUGUUAAAUUGAAUAAAAACCACUAUAUCUCUUUAAAUAA
Messenger RNA from Drosophila biarmipes, 738 nucleotides. RefSeq lists its product as uncharacterized. NCBI's taxonomy places the organism in Eukaryota, Metazoa, Arthropoda, Insecta, Diptera, Drosophilidae. The record is from RefSeq and is a predicted model, not a curated record. Bases 37 to 630 code for a protein of 197 amino acids. The transcript is spliced from 3 exons.